CCCGCUCAGCCACUUCCGGGGCCGCCGGAGCCGCAUUCUCUGGCUGUCACCAUGAUCCGCCGGGAGGAGGAGGAAGACCGGGAGCUGAGGAUCCUCGCCGGCCUGAAGGAGCAGGCCAUUGAGAAAUAUGAAGAACUUAAAACAGAAAAUGAGAAAACGAGAGAUGAGUUUGAUAAGGUCAGAGAGGAACGAGAUGAGGCCGUCAGGAAGCUGGAGGAAUUCAGUAAAAUCUCGCACCUGGUUAUUGAGGAGGUCGGCGUCAUGCAGGACAGUCUGGAGAUUGAGAAGACGUGCCGGGAGAGCGCCGAGGCCUUGGCGUUGAAGCUAAACAAGGAGAACAAGAACCUGAAGAGGAUCAGCAUGUUGUACAUGGCCAAGCUGGGGCCGGACACCAUCACCGAGGAGAUCAGCCUGGACGAGGACCACACCGAAGCCUGCACCUCCCUGGACUGUCAGCAGAAGCUAAGAGACCUUCAGCAUCAAAUCGUCUCUGUGCAGGAGGAGAAGACGGCCAUAUCCGCAGAGCUGGAGGAUCUCCGCUGCAAACUAGUGGACCUGAUAGAAGAGGUUAAUAUCACAAGAACAGAGAACGUCGCUCUGAGGAAAGAAGCUUUCGACCAGCGGAAACUCCUCGAAAAGUACAACCGAGUGUCUUUCUUGGCAGUGGAAGAAUAUGAAGAGCUUCAGAGCAGCCUAGAGAUGGAGAAAGAUCUCCGGGAGAAAGCGGAGUCUCUGGCACAGGAGAUGUACAUUGAGCAGAAUAAGCUGAAGAGACAGAGCUGCCUUCUGCUGCAGACCAUCGCUCCCGACGAACAGCUGCUGAAGGUUCUGGAUGAGAACGCGAGGUUAGCGCAUAUACUGGAAGAGGCGGAGAUCCAGCAUCAGCUGAAGGUGAAGGAGCUGGAGGAUCAGUUGCAGGAGGCGAAGCUGCGGAAGGAGGUUCAGAGCUUGAAGAAACAACUGGAGAUCUUAGAAGAGGAGAAGAAGGAUCUGGAGAGCAGGUUACGGAGCUCGGAGUCGGCAGUCAGGGACCUCAAGCACUCUGUGGAAGAACUUCAGAAGCGCGUCCAUCAAGCGGAGAAAGCGGCUCCUCCCCCUCCUCCACCGCCGCCGCCGCCCCCUGUACCACCGCCACCACCGCCACCACCAAACCCCAUCCGGUCUCUCAUGUCUAUUAUCCGGAAGAAGCCCUUGGCGACAGCCGCCGCAGUGAAGCAGGGAAGCGCGACGCAGGGGGACAGCGCAGGAAAUGUGGGUAACCUGAAGCAGCAGGCCGUGGAUGAGAUGAUGGACCGAAUCAAGAAGGGCGUCCACCUGAGGCCGGUGCAGCAGACCGUGCGAGUCAAGCCACAGGUAACUCCUCCAGAGCCCCCCAUGGCCUCAGCGGCGCCCCCUACUACAAGUGUGGAAGACGCCUCAGUGGUGAAGUCUCACAGCGCGGUUCAGGAGCUGCGGGGGAUUCUGGAUUCCUUUGGCCCCGCCCCCAGCAAGAAGAGACUUGGCGCCAUGGCCACAGCCUCCACGGAAAGUGAACUGGAAAGAAUUUUACGGCGCCGCAAAGUGACAUCUGAACAAGACUCAUCCGCAGGGACCCUCAGCGCCCUCGAAUCCAAAUCGCUGCCCGUCCUGGGUUCCGCCAUGAGCCAGAAGCCCCAGGUCCCAGAUAGUGGAGAUGGAAGACGUGUCGAGGAGGGGCAGCCGCUGCUCUUGGACAAGCGGCUCCAGACGAAGAUGGCGUCUCACUUUGCAGAGACUUUGGGAUAUGCAGGAGAUGGAAAGAAACCAGACCAGACACAAAGUUCCUUGAACCUUCGGCCCCCAGAAGUAGGCGACAAAGGCACCGCCAAGAACGUGGACCCUGGCGCCAAGAGAGGGAAGGAUGUGGAUAGUUCUCAGUGCUAGUACUUACAGAGGCCCCUGAGCCCUCCCAGGACCACUGAUGACCUCACAAGCACAAUACACUGCGCAGCCACCACUAUAUGCAGCCGGACCCCGGUAGACGGGCUCUGGGAUUUGUGUGGGCCGCAUGGUAGGAGCGUGUGUCCUCCACUAGUCAGAAGUCGCCUCAAUAUCAGCGGCAAAUUUAAAAAACCGGUGGCAGCUGAGGACCGAUGUAUAACCCGGGGGCAAAACUUCCCAAAGAAUCCGGCCGAUUCCCAGGUGGUUUUAUAGCGCACCUUAGCCUGUGCUCGCGGUCUUCCCGUUGUCCGCAUAGCGGUG
Bufo bufo (common toad) is the source of this 2220-nucleotide messenger RNA. It is a transcript of the gene SHTN1, whose product is annotated as shootin 1. The record is from RefSeq and is a predicted model, not a curated record. The transcript is spliced from 18 exons. The coding region runs from base 52 to 1902 and encodes 616 amino acids. Lineage: Eukaryota; Metazoa; Chordata; Amphibia; Anura; Bufonidae.